AUGAGCCACCUCUUCAGUCCCCCGCUGGCCGCUCUGGCCGCCUCGCCGCUGCUGUACGUGUACAGCCCCGAGAGGCCCGGACUGCCCCUGGCCUUCACCCCUGCCGCUGCGCUGGCCGGCCCUGGCCGGGCCGAGCCCCCGCAGAAGCCGCCCUACAGCUACAUCGCGCUCAUCGCCAUGGCGAUCCAGGAUGCGCCCGAGCAGAGGGUCACACUGAAUGGCAUCUACCAGUUCAUCAUGGACCGUUUCCCCUUCUACCACGACAACCGCCAGGGUUGGCAGAACAGCAUCCGCCACAACCUGUCGCUCAACGAGUGCUUCGUGAAGGUGCCGCGUGAGAAGGGGCGGCCGGGCAAGGGCAGCUACUGGACGCUGGACCCUCGCUGCCUGGACAUGUUCGAGAACGGCAACUACCGGCGCAGGAAAAGAAAGCCCAAGCCCGCCGCGGGUUCCCCGGAGGCCAAGCGCACCCGGGCGGAGCUGCCGGAGCCCGAGGUGGGCUGCAAUGCAGGAUGUCCCGGCCUGGCCAUUGCAUGCCCGCCGCGCGCGCCGGAUCGUGGUCAGUCCCCGACUGGAGGCACCGCGCGGCCAGCGCUCUUUCCCUGGUCCAGCCCUGAGCCCUGGGACCCCGACGCGGACCGCACAGUCCAGGGCGUUGGGGCAGUUGUGGGUGGCCAGCGCGAUAGCACGGUGCACCGCCCGGGGUCCCCUUUGCGCCCGGACCCCAGCGGCUCCCCCAAGGGUUCCAAGUCUAAAAGCUUCAGCAUCGACAGCAUCUUGGCCGGGAGGCCAAAGCCGGCCUCAGGGGCGGAGGCCUCGGGGGUCCCAAAGCCCGUGCCGGGCUUGCUGGGCGCCUCGUUGCUGGCCGCCUCCUCCGGCCUACCACCUCCUUUCAACGCUUCGCUGGUGUUCGACCCGCAUGUCCAGGGCGGCUUUUCCCAGCUGGGAAUCCCCUUCCUUUCCUAUUUCCCGCUGCAGGUCCCGGAGGCCGCGGUGCUUCGCUUCCAAUAA
Messenger RNA from Peromyscus eremicus (cactus mouse), 1011 nucleotides. It is a transcript of the gene Foxl1, whose product is annotated as forkhead box L1. The record is from RefSeq and is a predicted model, not a curated record. The coding region runs from base 1 to 1011 and encodes 336 amino acids. Lineage: Eukaryota; Metazoa; Chordata; Mammalia; Rodentia; Cricetidae. Gene Ontology annotation, molecular function: RNA polymerase II cis-regulatory region sequence-specific DNA binding; DNA-binding transcription factor activity, RNA polymerase II-specific. Gene Ontology annotation, biological process: anatomical structure morphogenesis; cell differentiation; regulation of transcription by RNA polymerase II. The transcript has a single exon.